This is a messenger RNA of Penicillium daleae, 1650 nucleotides long. RefSeq names its product transferase family protein. The record is from RefSeq and is a predicted model, not a curated record. Gene Ontology annotation, molecular function: acyltransferase activity, transferring groups other than amino-acyl groups. The coding region runs from base 1 to 1650 and encodes 549 amino acids. Lineage: Eukaryota; Fungi; Ascomycota; Eurotiomycetes; Eurotiales; Aspergillaceae. The transcript has a single exon.
AUGACUUCUGUCGAGAUAUCUCCACUACACUCCGAACGGAUAUUUCCCACAAAAGCACCAACUGAGCGUGCAGUGCCACUUUCCCUCUUGGACGCAACUACGGCAGACUUUGCUUGUACAUGUCCUAUCUGGCUCUUCGAGCGUCCCGAUAAAGUUGACGAUGAAUUCGAUCUGGUGGAUCACUUUCGCCAGGCCCUACGCAUCACGCUUGACGCCUACCCCCACUGGGCGGGACAAUUGAAAAGCAUAUCUACUCUCCACCCUGCCAAACUAAAGCCGGAACAGCUUCGGUUUCCUCCCAAUGCACGUCGCUUUGGUCGGAUCUACUCGCAUUAUGGGACAUCAGAAGACCCCGGUGUCGAGUUCGUGACUGCGACUACCAACGCUACCCUCGAGACGCUGUCUCCGGCAUCACGUACAACAAAAUGCCCUUUGUUUGAUCGUGGAAAGGUCUCACUUACCGGUCUUGUUCCCUCUUUACGACUAGCCAAUUCCUUGGGACCUAACGCCGGCAACGAAGCCGGCUUCUUACCUCCCAUUAUUGCCAUCCAGCUGACCAAGUUGGCCUGUGGAGGCUUUGCGUUGGCAAUUAAGACUCUGCAUCCUUUGGCUGAUAUCCAGACUGUCAUCCAUUUUGUCCAAGAUUGGACAAAGAUCAGUCAAUGGAUUCUCUCGGGAUCACCAUCUCCAAAGCCCAAUUUGACUCCCCUGUUUGACCCGACACGGCUUGAUUCGAUGGCCGCAGGGGAUAUCAACGGCGAACAGCCCGACGCAGCAAUCAUUAACCAAGCUCUGAGUCUGCCUAUGCACCGGUAUGACUGGUGGGCUGCGCCAGCUCCGUGUCCCUGGGCCCCUGAAAUCCCACCGCCCUUCCGAGACCAGGAGCACACGCCAGUCGGCCCGGCCAUGCCCUGGUCAGAAUGGGACUUUGAUGGCUCCGUUUCUCAUUAUUUGGUCCAUCUGAAUCGCAACCAGGUGGAAAAGAUUUAUGCGGCUACUAUUGACGGGAGUAGCGAUGAUUACAUCGGGAGUCGGAUCAGUCGUCACGAUGCCGUUCUCGCCCAUAUUUGGUCGUGUAUCACUCGAGCUCGUCAACAAGGAGAAGACAGAGGCUUGGUACAUUGCGACCUUGCGUAUGGAACCCGUCCGGUACUUGGUCUCGGAGACAACUUCAUCGGGUCACCAUCGCUGAUGAUGAACAUUGAGAUGACGGGCGUGGAUCUGGCUUCUCCUGAUACCCCAGAGGCAGAGAGGAUGCCCUCAAUUGCGCGACACAUUCGCAACACGGUCAGCCAGAUCAGUGACAAGGCAGCCCUUGGCGCUCAUCUGCACAGUGUGGCGUAUGAGAAGACGCCGCAGCGAAUCUGGCAGGGAUUUCUCGGUCGGCGUCACCUUAUUGUGACGACCUGGGCUCGUGCGGGUCUCUAUGAGAUUGAUUUUGGGUUGAACUCGCUCCCCAGUAUUCGCUAUGCCGAGGGAGUAUUGCCGACGCUAGAUGGGGAUGUGUUGAUUAAAGACGCGCCGCCGUCAAAAGAUCAAGAUGGAUUGUCGGGUGCAAGAAGCUGGACUGAUUAUGGCGUUGAUGUCUCGCUGCAUCUUCGGACGGAGGAUAUGGAGCGGCUGAUUCGGGAUCCCUUGUUUCUUCCAUGA